Onychomys torridus (southern grasshopper mouse) is the source of this 2559-nucleotide messenger RNA. Its product is annotated as acyl-coenzyme A thioesterase 5-like. Gene Ontology annotation, molecular function: fatty acyl-CoA hydrolase activity. Gene Ontology annotation, biological process: fatty acid metabolic process; acyl-CoA metabolic process. The transcript is spliced from 3 exons. Lineage: Eukaryota; Metazoa; Chordata; Mammalia; Rodentia; Cricetidae. The coding region runs from base 203 to 1468 and encodes 421 amino acids. The record is from RefSeq and is a predicted model, not a curated record.
ACCACCACGUGCUCAGAAUCCUGUGUCCUGGCUCAGCCCGACUGCGACUCUGACCUCUCUCUCCUGUCAGCCCGAUUUCGGUCCGUUUUGUUUCUGCAGUGCACCGGUCCAGAACUCCCAGGGAGCCACCAGGUCGGCUCCGCAGCAGGCCAGGCUCCGCUCCGGACUCGCGUGACCUCCAGCCCCCGACUCCGAGCUCCCCAUGGCGGCGACGCUGAGCCUGGAGCCCGCGGGCCGCAGCUGCUGGGACGAGCCGCUGAGCAUCGCCGUGCGCGGCCUGGCCCCCGAGCAGCCCGUCACGCUGCGCGCGGCCCUGCGCGACGAGAGAGGCGCGCUCUUCCGCGCCCACGCGCGCUACCGCGCCGACGCCCACGGCCAGCUGGACCUGGCGCGCGCGCCCGCGCUGGGCGGCAGCUUCGCGGGGCUCGAGCCCAUGGGGCUGCUCUGGGCCAUGGAGCCCGAACGGCCUCUGUGGCGCCUGCUCAAGCGCGACGUGCGGACGCCCUUCGUGGUGGAGCUGGAGGUGCUGGACGGCCACGAGCCCGACGGCGGGCGGCUGCUGGCGCGGGCGGUGCACGAGCGUCACUUCAUGGCUCCCGGGGUGCGGCGCGUGCCCGUGCGCGAGGGCCGUGUGCGCGCCACGCUCUUCCUGCCCCCAGGAAAUGGACCCUUCCCUGGGAUCAUAGACAUGUUUGGACUUGGAGGUGGCCUUCUGGAGUAUCGGGCUAGUCUGUUGGCUGGGAAGGGUUUUGCUGUCCUGGCUCUGGCUUAUUAUAGCUAUGACGACCUCCCCAAGGACAUAGAUACUCUUCGCCUGGAGUACUUUGAGGAAGCUGUGGACUACCUGCUCAGACACCCCCAGGUCAAAGGACCGGGGAUUGGCCUGCUGGGGAUUUCCAAAGGGGCUGAACUCUGCCUCUCCAUGGCCUCUUUCCUGAAAGGCAUCACAGCUGCUGUCUUAAUCAAUGGCUCUGUGGCCAAUGUUGCUGGAACAUUAUACUAUAAGGAUGAGAUCCUGCCCCCUUUGGGCAGAAAUCUAGAUCUAAUCAGGAUGACCAAAGAUGGCCUUGUAGAUACUUUGGAUGUCCUGAAUAGCCCUUUAGAAGGACCUGACCAGCAGAGCAUCAUUCCUGUGGAAAGGUCUAACACAACCUUCCUGUUGCUUGUAGGUCAGGAUGACCAUGGCUGGAAGAGCGAGUUCUAUGCCAAUGAAAUCUCCAAACGCUUACAGGCCUGUGGGAAGGAGAAGCCCCAGAUCAUAUGCUACCCAAAAGCAGGGCAUUAUAUUGAGCCCCCUUAUUUCCCACUGUGCAAGACUUCCCAAAUCAAGGCUUAUAGCGUGCCUGUCGUCUUUGGAGGGGAGCCCAGUCCUCAUGCCAUGGCCCAGGUAGAUGCCUGGCAGAAACUCCAGACUUUCUUCCACAAUCAUUUGGGUGGUGAAGUGAGGACAAUCCCAGCAAAACUGUGAUUUUUCUUUGAGUACUGACAUUUCUGAUUCUUCCUGCAAAGGGCUGCCACUGUUAGUAUAUUUUCCAAUUUUUUCUCCCUCUAAUAAAGUCUUCAAGUUUUCCCCCAUGAGGUGGUAUGGACUGUCUUCCUCAUUGGAUGGAGGACAGAGUGGUUCCUACAUUCUUAGGGUGCUAAGGAUUGAGCCCAGGGCUUGUGCAUGGUAGGCUAGCACUCUGACACUGGGCUAUCCCACUCUACCUUAGAGGGCAGAGAUUUGAAGGAAACUUGAGCUGUUGAGAAGCACGUUUGCUCCCUGGUACAGCAUGCAACAGGCAACUUCAGGUCUAGGAUGAGAAGUCAGUAACAUGGACUAGCACUGCCUGCUCUAUAAUGCAGUGAAUAACUCUUUGCUAAAUGACAGUUAAUAAACAAAGCUUUACUCUACAAGAAAGCAUAUGCAGUAGCCCCUUGUGUAUGUGGGUUCCACAUUGCAGAUUCUCCCACCCAUGGACUGAACUUAUAUGAAAACAGCACUGUAUCUAUACUCAACAUACAGGGGCCUUUUCCAGCCAUUAUUCCUUAACCUUGUGGUAAUUGUAUAGGAGCUAUUUGUACAGUGUUUGUGUUCCACUUAGGGACAUAAAUAUGCUGGACAUGAUCUUAACAUUUUAAAGGUUUUCAGAUUACAUGCCAAUUCCUCACCACUUUAUAUCAAGUACAUGAAUCAUUGCAGUUUGGGAUCCAGGUAAACAACUGUACUAUUAAAAUUAUUCUAAUGUCAGAUUUGAGCUUCUCUUCUUAGAAUGGAAGUCAGAACACCUCAGUUACAAAUGACUUACUAGUUAAAAUUAAUGCUGAUGAAAUAGUUAAAGCAGAUAAACAUUUACUUUUGUGAUUUCUCUUCAGAUAAAUAAGGACUCUACUAGCAAAGAAACUCUUGGUGUUCCUGUUACCACUAUAGACACACAGCUUCAGUGUUUCAAAAGUUGAUACAAUAUUUAGAUUGGGACUAUGUGAUUUAUAUCAUGAUAAUCAUAAAAUAUGUAAAAAUGAGACAACCUGUUAUAAAUAGUUCAAUAAACCUACAUGUUUCUUCAGCCUUUAAAUGUA